Messenger RNA from Chanos chanos (milkfish), 715 nucleotides. It is a transcript of the gene gng12b, whose product is annotated as guanine nucleotide binding protein (G protein), gamma 12b. Gene Ontology annotation, molecular function: G-protein beta-subunit binding. Gene Ontology annotation, cellular component: heterotrimeric G-protein complex. NCBI's taxonomy places the organism in Eukaryota, Metazoa, Chordata, Actinopteri, Gonorynchiformes, Chanidae. The transcript has 4 exons. Bases 313 to 531 code for a protein of 72 amino acids. Gene Ontology annotation, biological process: G protein-coupled receptor signaling pathway. The record is from RefSeq and is a predicted model, not a curated record.
CGCCUCUCCUGAUUACUCGUUCACCAAAGGAGUGGAGUUGUCCAAGGCAGACAUUUUUGAUGAAAAUUACCCAACUACAGAAACAUCGGUCAAUUGUUUUUCACCGGUAGCAAAAGAACACGAUACACUUUAGGGUAGACGAGCUACGACUGGGAUUGUAAUAAAAGUGUUCGCUCUCAGACAGUUUACUCGAAGAUCUCCCAGACCAGGUUCUAAAACGUCGUUUAACUUCAGUGCUUGGGCUGAGAUCAGGGAUCCUCCUCAUCUGACGAACCGGUACGAGUCCCCAGCACAGAGUCUGUGAAAAUCAAGAUGUCGUCAAAGUUGCAGAGUUCCAAUAACAUAGCCCAGGCCAGGAGGACUGUCCAACAGCUGAAAUUAGAAGCUAACAUUGAGAGGAUAAAGGUUUCAAAAGCCUCUGCCGACCUCAUGAACUACUGUGGAGAGCAUGCCAAAUACGACCCUCUCCUAAUGGGCAUCCCAGCCUCAGAAAACCCCUUCAAGGAUAAGAAACCCUGCACUAUAUUGUAACAGAAUGUCAGAACUCUGGGUGUGCUUUUUAAUGUUCCUUUUUAUAGAGAUAAAUUUGAUUUUUAAACACAUAAGUACACUAGUCGCCUUAAGAGUCAACAAAUGCCCCCUUUCCCCCCCGACCCCUUUAAAUACAUUCACCUCAAGGCUAACACAUUAAAAAAAAAAAAAAAAAAAAAGAUCG